This is a messenger RNA of Synchiropus splendidus (mandarinfish), 2153 nucleotides long. Its product is annotated as paired box protein Pax-6-like. The transcript is spliced from 12 exons. The record is from RefSeq and is a predicted model, not a curated record. Lineage: Eukaryota; Metazoa; Chordata; Actinopteri; Syngnathiformes; Callionymidae. Bases 248 to 1570 code for a protein of 440 amino acids. Gene Ontology annotation, molecular function: RNA polymerase II cis-regulatory region sequence-specific DNA binding; DNA-binding transcription factor activity, RNA polymerase II-specific. Gene Ontology annotation, biological process: regulation of transcription by RNA polymerase II; anatomical structure development.
CAGUUCCACCUCCUCCUCUCCAUCUCUUUUCAGCCCCCCUCCCGCCCCUCACACAGUGCUUUCCCUCCCUCCCCUCUCACUUUCCCUCCAUCGCCUCCCUCCUCCCUCCCUGACUCUCUCCUCAGAGGACCUGCUCUGUCUCUCUCUGCACUUGUCUCUUCAGUCAAGGAGAAACUAAUUGAAGGGAAGAAUAGAAGAAAGGAGCUGUUGGAAAACUAAACCAGCCCAAACUUUACUUCUCCGCAGCAUGCCACAGAAAGAUUACAGGAGUCAGAGCAGCUGGGAGAGCGGCGUGGCCUCCAUGAUGCAAAACAAGGUCCACGGUGUCUGCAGUGAAGGCCACAGUGGAGUCAACCAGCUGGGAGGUGUGUUUGUGAACGGACGACCUCUGCCAGAUUCCACGAGGCAGAAGAUCGUGGAGCUGGCUCACAGCGGGGCGCGACCCUGUGACAUCUCCAGAAUCCUCCAGGUGUCGAACGGCUGCGUGAGCAAGAUUCUGGGCCGCUAUUACGAAACCGGGUCAAUACGUCCGCGCGCCAUCGGGGGCAGCAAACCUCGCGUCGCCACUCCGGAGGUGGUGGGGAAGAUCUCCCAGUACAAGCGCGAGUGCCCGUCCAUCUUCGCCUGGGAGAUCCGAGACCGACUGCUGGCUGAAGGGGUCUGCACCAACGACAACAUCCCCAGUGUCUCCUCCAUUAAUCGAGUGCUUCGGAACCUGGCCAGCGACAAGCAGCAGAUGGGACCAGUGGGAGGAGAGGGAAUGUUCGACAAGAUCAAGAUGCUGAACGGACAGACCACCUGGGGAGGGCGCUCCUCCUGGUACCCCGGCACUGCACUGGGCAACGCUGAAUGUCAACAGUCAGACGCAGGUGAAAACACCAUAUCGCUGAGCUCCAAUGGUGAGGACUCGGAAGAGACUCAGAUGAGACUCCAGUUGAAGAGGAAGCUGCAGAGGAACAGGACGUCCUUCACACAAGAGCAGAUCGAAGCGUUGGAGAAAGAAUUCGAACGGACUCACUAUCCUGACGUGUUCGCCCGAGAACGCCUCGCCACUAAAAUCGACCUGCCUGAGGCCCGGAUCCAGGUUUGGUUCUCGAACAGACGGGCGAAAUGGAGAAGAGAGGAGAAGCUGAGGAAUCAACGGCGCCACGUGUCGAGCUCCUCCAACCACAUUCCCAUCAGCAGCAGUUUCAACUCUAGUGUUUACCAGCCGCUCCCGCAGCCCACCACACCAGUGUCCUUCUCACCAGGAUCCAUGCUGGGCCGGACUGACCCGGUUCUGUCCAACAGUUACGGCCUCCCGGCCAUGCCAAGUUUCAGUAUGGCGGCCAGCCUGCCCAUGCAAGCAUCCAACCAGACGUCCUACUCCUGCAUGCUGCCGGCCACUCCAAGUGUAAACGGGAAGGGCUAUGACACGUACACCCCGCCUCACAUGCAGUCGCACAUCAACAGCCAGUCCAUGUCCUCUGCAACGUCGUCAACAGGCCUGAUUUCUCCGGGCGUCUCUGUUCCAGUCCAAGUCCCAGGAAGUGAAAGUGACAUGGCGCAGUAUUGGCCACGUCUGCAGUGACCCCAACUAACUGGCAGCACCACCACCUUCCUGAAUGUCACGAAAGAACAUUACUGGAGCCAACACAUGUCGAUGAAUGAUGCCUGUUCACGUGAAACAGAAAACAUUCUGGCCAAAACCACGGCACAAGCGAGACAACAAUGGUGUGCGUCAUGACGACGACACGGAUCUUCACGAUGCUGAGAACAACGGACGACGGCGAGUCCACGUGAACACGAGCUGAGACGCUGUAUUACCUCAACACCCAGUUCCUAAUUUAUACCCUGCUGAUGUAUUUGUACCAAAAAAAACUUGAUGGAAAUAAAAACUGCUAUGAAUGUGUUUUGGCAGCAGUUUCCAAAAACCUGUACAGAAUUUACGACUAUGGUGACGUGUGAUUUGUAUCGUAACAACUUGGACCGAGGCGACUGAAAUCGUAAUGUUUCAGAGGACUUUUUGUUUCAAUUGGGAAAGCUUUCCGCCUGGGACUGAGGCUUGCAGGCAUCUGGCAGCCCACAGGUGUUCGAGCGAGUAUCUUUGUUUUUGUGUUUUCCAAGUGCAAAGUAUUUGUCUGCAGCAAGCCAUGAAGGGUUUCCUUAAUAAA